AGAACACUUGCGGUGCCAUUCCCAUCCCUCCCUCGUCCUUCCCGCCAUCAUCGUCAACGUCGUCAACGUCGUCGUCGCCGUCGUCACCAUCGUCGUCCUCUGACUGAGACGCACACCGUCGGCAGCAGUAGCCAUGCGUCUUCUCACUCUUUCGACGUCUUUUCUGUCCUCUGCUUCCCUUGCUUGGGCCCAAUACAGUGUCUACCAGCCCCAGUACCAAGUUAUCUACAAUGGACUGUCGACCUCUGUGACGACAACUGCGACUGCAGCCUCCGCAACAUAUAGCGGCUCAGCAGCAUAUGAUACGACAGUUCUCAGUGCCCCUGCAGUGCCCAACCCAGCUCCAGCCACCUCUUUCGGCAUCCAACUCUAUUCGGGCGGCAUGACUGGCUUGUCGAUACCACAGAACGGUGGUUUCUUUGGAUUCUCGAUCGAAAUGUCCGUGGUGAACCAUGUCUUGGGUUCGAAUAGCUCGGUCCUCCAGGUUCCCUUCCUCAAUUUGAUGGCAAAUAUUCAGCAAAGAGUUGGGUGGGUUCAGGUCCGAGUAGGAGGAAACACUCAAGAAUCAGCCGUGCUCGUCGCUACUCUCGCCAACAACUCCAUCAUCUCAAAGGACUACUCCGCAGUCUCAGGCACGACCAACACGCCGCCACUCGACUAUACCCCGGAGGUGUUUUACAUGAUGGGAAAUAUCUCCGCCCUCACGAAUGUCAGGUGGUACCUCGGUGUCCCAUUCUUCAACACUACGCCGUUCGACCUCAGCAUCGUAUCCUCCGGCCAGGCCAUUCUCGGAGAUUACCUAUUGGCCUUCCAAGCAGGGAAUGAACCGGAUUUGUAUACUGAUCAUGGUGAUCAUCGUGUUGAGGGAUACUCACCUUACGACUAUUAUGGCGAAAUCGACGAUCUCAUUACCCAAGCCGGAAGUGACUCCGCCAUUCUUAAGACUGACGACGUCUGGAUUGUCCCUUCUGUCGCGAGUGGCGACUGGACGCCCGAGGUGGUCUGGGAUACAGGCAUCGUUGGCAAUUUUUCGGAUCACUUGAACGCGCUCGCAGUGGAACACUAUCCGACAGACAAUUGUGCCGCCCAAUUCAACACUGGUGGGACAAUCAUCAACCCGCAGGAUGUUUUCCCGGACUAUCUCAACCACACCUCGGGUCAGGCCAUCGUAGCUCCCUACAUCAAUACCGCGAAUACUAUCGCUCAACCUGCCGGCAAGCCCUUCAUCAUGUUUGAGACCAAUACGGCAUCAUGUGGAGGUUUCGCGGGUGUCAGCAACAGCUUCGGCGCGGCACUCUGGGCACUUGAUUACGCUAUGACGAUGGCAUACUCGAACUUCACGGGAGCGCUUUUCCACGCUGGUGGACAGAACGCGUACUACAACCCUUUCACGCCACCACCAACGAACCAGUCAUCGUUCAAGCAAUGGUCCGUCGGUGCGACGUAUUACUCCGCGCUCGUCAUGGCCGAGGUUCUUGGUCCGAGCAAUGCUUCCCAGCUCAUUGAUCUGGGGGCAAACGACAACAACAUCUACACGCCUGGUUACGCCAUCUACGAGAACGGCACGCCGACGAAGCUCGCGCUUUUCAACUACAUCACUGACAGUUCUGGCGCGUCCGACUACACGGCCACGGUCGCGAUCGGAGGAAGUGGGGCUGGUCAAGACAAUGCGACACCAAGCUCGGUCAGGGUCAAGUACCUGCGGUCUUCCUCCGUUGCCGAUAUCCAGGACUUCACUUGGGCUGGCCAGACAUUCGGCGCCUCCCUCGGCUCGGACGGCCGACUUGCUGGCGAUCUCGAUGUGCAGACCGUGAACUGUGAUACGUCUUCGAAUACUUGCCAAAUCAAAGUGCCAGCUCCGUCGUUUGCGCUCGUCUUUUUGACCGACGAUGCGUACUCCUCCGUCACCCCAACGGCUACAGAGACGUUCCCGACGACGGUGUUCACCAAGACUGUGAACACUCUGUCCAUUGACAUGAGCGUCCUCGAGACUUCGAAUGGCCACGUAGACAUGGAGGACGUCGAGGCUGCGACAUCUGCGGGAAGUUCUGGUGCAGAGAGGACCAGAGGCAGUAUCGUGGGUAUGGGAGUCGUGGGAACCGUGGCGGUGGCGGUCGCCGGAUGGAUUUUCAUGGGCGCAGCGGGAAGGUUGUGAACGUGAGCGUUGAGCACUGAUUCUUUUUAGAAUGUGGCUAGUGGAAGGUAGAAGGGUUCUGUAUGUUACGUUUGAACGGUUUGGUGGGUUUGGCUGAGGACAGUUAGUAGAGUCCGGACAGUCGGGUGCACGCAUCAUAUACGUCUACAUCUUCGUCGACGAUUCCUGUCGUUUCUGAGCUUUUAAUGAUCUUUUUCUCUUUACCCUUUCUUGUACGUGGUCCGGCGUUUAGCAUCGUUCUCUUUUUUGUUCUCCAGAUCGGAUUAUCGGAUUCUUUCGUUUCUUUCUUGUUCUUGUUCUUGCUCUAUCGUUCACUCGCGCCACCUCGUGUGUCUGUCGGUUUCUCACAAGCCACUUGCAACACUCUUCCCCCUACAUAUCCCCAUUCAUCACCAGCAUCGUCAUCGGCAUUGAUACACGGUUCGUCAGUCGUUGAUCUCAAAUCUAAUAUUAGUUUAAUC
Messenger RNA from Stereum hirsutum FP-91666 SS1, 2616 nucleotides. RefSeq lists its product as uncharacterized. Bases 134 to 2155 code for a protein of 673 amino acids. Lineage: Eukaryota; Fungi; Basidiomycota; Agaricomycetes; Russulales; Stereaceae. The transcript has 11 exons. The record is from RefSeq and is a predicted model, not a curated record.